GCUAUCCCGCCAGCAGUGACCGGCUCGCCUCCGCUCCAGAACCCCGCCAGGUACCGGAGUCCGGACUUUGAGGUUCAGGCAGCGGCGGCGGUCGGACUCGGGCUGAGGUGAUGAUGUCAUCCCCGGAGGGGCUGGGGCACAAUUCUGCACCAAUCGCAGCGGCUGUGUACUGAGGCCUCGUCAUCGGUAGCCAAUAGUGUCGCGGACCCGGCCUGCAGCCUGAGUUACCCCGGCCCAGUCACUUUCCGCACACCGCUGCCUUGUUGUUGUUGUUGUUGUUAGUGGCGGCCUGGGGCCGCUGUGUCUCUGGGUUGGGAGCCGUGACAGGGGCCGGAGGGGACCGGGGGACGGGGCGGGCGGCCCCGGAGAAGGAUGGCUGCGCAGGGUGUGGAGAAAAACCCCAACAAGAAGAAAACCGAGAAGAAAUUCGCUGCCCGGGAGGAAGCCAAACUGCUGGCGAGUUUCAUGGGAGUGAUGAACAUCAUGCGCAAACAGAAAACCUUGUGUGACGUCAUUCUUAUGGUGCAAGAUCGAAAGAUCCCAGCUCACCGCGUUGUUUUGGCAGCUGCAAGUCAUUUCUUUAAUCUGAUGUUUACCACGAACAUGAUUGAAUCAAAGUCCUUCGAAGUAGAGCUGAAAGACGCAGAACCUGACAUUAUAGAGCAGCUAGUGGAGUUUGCGUACACCGCCAGAAUUUCUGUAAAUAGUAACAACGUACAGUCCUUAUUAGAUGCUGCUAAUCAAUACCAGAUAGAGCCUGUCAAGAGAAUGUGUGUGGAUUUCCUAAAAGAACAGGUUGAUGCCUCUAACUGUUUAGGCAUUAGUGUUCUAGCAGAAUGUCUUGAUUGUCCAGAACUAAAAGCCACUGCGGAUGAUUUCAUUCAUCAACAUUUCACUGAAGUUUACAAAACAGAUGAAUUUCUACAGUUGGAUGUGAAACGCGUAACUCAUCUACUAAACCAAGAUACCUUAACUGUUCGUGCAGAAGAUCAGGUUUAUGAUGCUGCAGUGAGGUGGUUAAAAUAUGAUGAACCAAACCGACAACCAUACAUGGUGGAUAUUCUUGCCAAAGUCAGAUUUCCGCUUAUUUCCAAGAACUUUCUUAGUAAAACAGUGCAGGCAGAGCCUCUGAUACAGUAUAAUCCAGAAUGCCUGAAGAUGGUGAUCAGCGGGAUGCGUUAUCACCUGCUGUCCCCGGAAGACAGAGAGGAGCUCGUGGAGGGCACCAGACCUCGGAGGAAGAAGCAUGAUUAUCGGAUUGCUCUAUUUGGAGGCUCACAGCCUCAGUCCUGUAGAUACUUUAACCCCAAAGAUUAUAAUUGGACUGACAUCCGGUGCCCCUUUGAGAAGCGCCGGGAUGCGGCGUGUGUGUUCUGGGACAACGUUGUUUACAUUUUAGGUGGCUCUCAGUUGUUUCCUAUAAAGAGAAUGGACUGCUAUAAUGUUGUGAAAGACUCCUGGUACUCCAAAUUGGGACCACCGACACCAAGAGACAGCCUGGCGGCCUGUGCUGCUGAAGGCAAAAUCUACACGUCGGGGGGCUCGGAAGUGGGGAAUUCUGCGUUAUACUUAUUUGAGUGUUACGAUACAAGGACAGAGAGCUGGCAUACGAAGCCCAGCAUGCUGACCCAGCGCUGCAGUCAUGGGAUGGUGGAGGCUAAUGGACUGAUCUAUGUCUGCGGAGGCAGCUUGGGAAACAAUGUAUCUGGGAGGGUGCUGAACUGUUGCGAAGUUUAUGACCCCAAAACAGAAACGUGGACUGAACUGUGUCCGAUGAUCGAAGCUCGAAAAAACCACGGACUGGUGUUUGUGAAAGAUAAAAUAUUUGCGAUUGGUGGGCAGAAUGGCCUGGGCGGCAUAGACAGCGUUGAGUACUAUGAUAUAAAACUGAAUGAAUGGAAGAUGGUGUCACCCAUGCCAUGGAAAGGGGUGACUGUGAAAUGCGCAGCAGUGAGCUCGGUCAUUUAUGUUCUGGCUGGAUUCCAGGGAGUGGGGCGAUUAGGACAUAUCCUGGAAUACAACACAGAGACUGACAAAUGGAUUGCCAACUCCAAGGUCCGAGCCUUCCCCGUCACCAGCUGCUUAAUUUGUGUUGUGGACACCUGCGGGGCAAAUGAGGAGACACUGGAAACAUGAACAUUCAUGAUGUGCUUUCAGUUUGUCCUCGUAAUCCAUUUGAUGUUCCAUAUUAGAAAAAACAUUCAGUGGACAAAGUGGCCUAGACCUGUGUAUUUGUGACUCCUACAUAAUCUUACAGGAUUUUAAGUUGCUGUUAUCACUCUUAGGAGCAUAAUAUACUGGAGCAUUAAAGUUAUGGUUUUUAAUGUUACCUAAAUGCGGACUUUAAAAAUGACCAUCAAGAUGCAUCUGCUUAGGUAUGUAUACUAGUCCUGGCACCCUGUGAUGGACUUUUUAAGAAUCUAGGAAGCGUUGUCUUCAUUGUGUUAACUCUGUGGCAUGUCACAUUAAUCUGUCUCCGAUUUGAUGUUUAUUAUUUUGGUUUGGUUUUUUUAAAUACAUUGUAAACCACAA
Messenger RNA from Pseudophryne corroboree (corroboree frog), 2532 nucleotides. RefSeq names its product kelch like family member 7 (gene KLHL7). The record is from RefSeq and is a predicted model, not a curated record. The transcript has 11 exons. Lineage: Eukaryota; Metazoa; Chordata; Amphibia; Anura; Myobatrachidae. Gene Ontology annotation, molecular function: protein binding. Gene Ontology annotation, biological process: protein ubiquitination. Gene Ontology annotation, cellular component: Cul3-RING ubiquitin ligase complex. Bases 373 to 2136 code for a protein of 587 amino acids.